Molecule: messenger RNA, 1917 nt
Organism: Anopheles maculipalpis
Lineage: Eukaryota; Metazoa; Arthropoda; Insecta; Diptera; Culicidae
Gene: hfw
Product: protein halfway
Exons: 3
Coding region: 1-1914 (637 amino acids)
Cellular component (GO): voltage-gated potassium channel complex
Molecular function (GO): potassium channel activator activity; voltage-gated potassium channel activity; transmembrane transporter binding
Source: RefSeq, a predicted model, not a curated record
AUGGGAUACGCGCGAAGGCAUGGGGUCGUUUUUCUGCUUGUACUAAGCAUUAGUCUGCCGGAACUGUCACUGCUAGUGGCGGGCCGCAUCGUCGGCGAUAAUGGGGCCGGCACGAACGUUUUGUACACCGACGUACCGCCAUUGCUGACACAGGGUGUCGAUCAAACGACACCGAUGCAUACGGCCGUAGGUGAGCCACCGGUUGCGGACGGCGCAGGGAGUGCUAUUAAACUGCCGGGCGCUAACCAUCAUCCACCGGGCAGUGACAGUAAUGGGGCCACGGAAUCAUCCGCUACCGUACCGAUGGCGUCGAGCAGUUCGCCUGUGUCUGUUUCGGUGCCGAUCGGUGGCUCUGUUAACUUAAGCGGUGGUGGUUCACCCACUAGCACCAGCAGCACCAUCGCGGCCACAACCUCAUCUACCGUGGCACCGACCACAACUUCCAGCACCUCAAGCAGCAGCACCACCACACCGUCGUCCACCACAACGACUCCAAACGGUACAAUGGCCGGUGUGGGCGUUGCACCGGUCGCGGCAACAUCGAGCAAUGCGCGCACCACCGCCCCAACCACACCACCGAUCGAAUGCUACCACGCACAGCCGGAACUGUGCGCCGAACGAAAGGCAAGCGACUGCGAGUGUAGCGUGGAUCCGGUCGUGCCGGCCGCACUGUACUGCUGCAAUGUAACGGACAUCAAUAAGGCGAUCGGAUGCGUGACGAAUGCACCGGAAACGGCCAACUGGAAGUAUCUGCACAUGCGCAACGUAACGGUGCGCGAGCUCGCGCUGAACGUGUCGAACCGGUACAUCAAAACGCUUCUUUCGCUCGCCAUUACGGACGGUACGAUACAGCGCAUCAGUACGUCGUUUGCCCGCUUUUCGUCCCCGGUGUGCCUGAACAUGUCUAACAACAAUAUCAGCGAGAUUGAGCCGCGUGCGUUCCGCGAGCUGCGCAAUCUUACCAUGCUCGAUCUGUCGUACAACAAUCUCUCCACCAUACCGUCCACUAAUGGGAAGUUUCGGCUCGAUAUACGCGGUAACGUUGGUAUGCUGUGCAAGUCGCUGCUCGAAUCGCUCAAGAGUGGCGUCAAGUUUAAGGAUCCCGAAUCAACCUUCUGUCUCACGAACCGUACGUUUAACUGGUUCAAUUCGACGGACAGCCUGCCACUGCAUCAGCUCGAAACGAUACAGCGCGUGCAGGACGAGUGCCCAGAGAACUGCACCUGUGAGCUGGAUCGGUUAAAUUUCGAUCUGAACAAUACCGAGCGUAAAACGAUUACGACGCGCGUCGCGUGCACCGGGCUCGGGUUGACUAAGUUCCCUGAUCGUUUGCCGGCCGGCACGGUAACGCUGAACAUCUCUAACAACAAUAUUACCAGCCUCGAGGCAUUAAAUACACCCCCGUACCAAUCGCUGCUGCGUUUGCACGCAGACGACAAUCAAAUUAGCUCGCUGAGCGAUCUGGAGGGGAUGGACUUUAUAUCCCGCUUUACACUGUUUUCGAUCCGGCGCAACAAGCUGAAAACCGUCCAAUCGUACAUCUUCACCAAAUCGCUCGAUCUCGGCUCGUACAUCUUUCUCGAGGGCAAUCCGAUGACGUGCGACUGUAACGCGGCGAAGGGUUUCAAAAAUUGGCUGCUCAGCCGCAAGGCGCAGGUGCCCGAUCAUGAAAAUAUUUUCUGCGAGGGCAACACCAACCUGCCACAGCUGGUCACGAUACAGGAGAGUAAGCUGUGCCAGUCGCAGCAUGACUGGACCGACUACAUCUACUAUCUGAUUGCGACCGAGAUUAUGCUGCUGGUCGCGCUCGUCUGUAAGGUUUCGUACGAUUAUUGGGUGUUUAAGACGGCCGGCUAUUUACCGUGGCCGGCCAACAAAAUGCCCAAACUACCGUGCGAUUGUUUGUGCGAGUAGUGU